Molecule: messenger RNA, 1974 nt
Organism: Emiliania huxleyi CCMP1516
Lineage: Eukaryota; Haptophyta; Isochrysidales; Noelaerhabdaceae
Exons: 15
Coding region: 1-1974 (657 amino acids)
Biological process (GO): transmembrane transport
Cellular component (GO): membrane
Molecular function (GO): transmembrane transporter activity
Source: RefSeq, a predicted model, not a curated record
AUGGCGGCCGGCGGCGGCGCCGAGGAGAUAUGGGUGCCCGUCACCAUCCACCUGCCGAUGGGCAUCGCCAAGGGCUGGCACCCCGGCGCCUGCGGGCCGGCGACGUUCAUGUGCGGGCCGUACAUGAUCAUCCUGCUGGCGCAGCUGGGCCAGACGGUGCUGGUGCCGGUGCUUCCCUUCCUAGUGCGCGAGAUGGGCUACUCCCGCUCCGCCUACGGCGUCCUCCAGUCCGCCACCUGGAUGAGCCAGACGAUCCUCUCGCCGCUGCUCGGCGCGCUCUCCGACUCGCUCGGCCGGCGGAACGUCAUCUUCGUGUCGCUGCUGGUGUCUGCAGCGGGCUGCCUGCUGCUCGGCCUCUCCUCCUCCUACCCGAUGAUGCUCGCCGCGCGCGUCAUCACCGGAUCCGGCUUCCAGAUCGCCCUGUUCCGCGCGUACUUUGCUGACACUACCAGUAAGGACAAGCGGACGGGCAGCAAGCUGCCGCAUGAUGGUCGCCUCACCGACGCGCUGAGGCUGACGCAUGCCCGCGCUCUCAUCCUCGGCCCUCUCAUUGGCGGCGCCGUCUCGGAGUUUGCGCCGGCGCUGCUGCAAGGCGCGGGAUAUGGGGAGAGAUGGGGAGAUAUGGGGAGAUGCGCGACGGCGCUCGGCGGCAAGCGCGUGUGCGCGCUGGUCGCUUGCGCAAUCUUCAUCUCCGGGGCUCUAGUGUGCGCGCUCUGGCAGCCGGACGAGAAGUGCCUCGGCAGCUCCGACUCGGUGGUGAGGCUGAUCGACUCUCGCCUCUCGCGGCAGUCGUCUUCCGCAAACCUCUCCAGGCAGCCCUCGGCAGCCAGCCCCACGCCCCCAGUGCAGAUGGAGCGGUCGACGGGCGAGGGCGGAAGCGGCGGCGGCGGAGGCGGCAAAGGUGGCGGAGGCAGCGGCGGCGGCGGCGGCGGCGGCGGCGGCGGCGGUGGUGGCGGCGGCGGCGGCGGUGGUGGUGGUGGUGGAGGAGGAGGAGGCACUGGCGUUGCGCAUCGACCCGGCGGCCACAAGUACGACCACGGCGUCAAGCUAAGCUACCUCGCAAAGUUCAACGUGGUGCCGCUGCUCGCGCUCAACUUCUUCUUCCGCUUCGCCUUCGCGGCGUACAAGUCCAACUUCCCGUACCUGUCCAACUUCCCGUACCUGUGCGAGGAGGCGCUCGACUUUGGGCCAAAGGAGGUUGGGUUCGCCGUCUCUGCGAUGGGCGUGGGAGGCAUGUUCGUGCAGGGCGUGCUCGUGCGCGUCAUCAACGGGUCCCUGGGCGAGCAGCGCACGCUCGUGCUGGCCAUGGCAUGCACAUCGCUCGGCUACGCGGGCCUUGCGGCCGUCGCCUCGGUCGCCUCCCUCGUCCCCUGCCUCGGACUCAUCUCGCUGGGGUACGGGCUGGCCGUGCCGUGCAUCUCGACGCUCUUCUCGCACGUGCCGGUGGAGCAAGGGGUGAUGCAGGGCCUGGCCGGCUCCAUCGACCGGUUCGGGCAGGUCUUUGGGCCUGUGGUUGGCGGGUGGCUGCUCGAGGAGGCGGGGAUGGAGACGUUGAUGGUCUCCACCGGCGCUUGCGGCUGCCUCGCGAUCGUCUCCGCCGUCUGCCUCUGCCUCGUCGUCGACGAGACUUCGGCGUGGGUGCGGCGGCGUGGCGCGUGCGGCGCGGCCGUCGACUGCGCGUGCGCGGCGCUGCUCUGCCAGUGGUCUCGGCUGCCGCUGUUUGGCCCUUCGUACACCGAGGUUCCAUCGGAGGAGGACGAGGAGGGCGGCGAGGGGACGGCGCUGCUGCAGGACUCGCAGCGGGAGGGCAGCGAGGGCGGAGGGUCGCCGCGCGCGUCUGCGAGGUCUCCCGACAAGCGGCUCCUGCCGCCGCCGCCUCGGCCGACGUCGCCGGAGACGGCGGCGGAGGUGCCGCCGGGGUUUUGUGUUGGCGUCGCCGCCGUAGCCGCCGCCGCCGUCGCCGCAACCUUCUAG